Messenger RNA from Sodiomyces alkalinus F11, 1494 nucleotides. RefSeq lists its product as hypothetical. The coding region runs from base 1 to 1494 and encodes 497 amino acids. The transcript is spliced from 3 exons. NCBI's taxonomy places the organism in Eukaryota, Fungi, Ascomycota, Sordariomycetes, Glomerellales, Plectosphaerellaceae. The record is from RefSeq and is a predicted model, not a curated record. Gene Ontology annotation, molecular function: protein binding.
AUGGAGGCCUCCGACUCCGCAGAAUCGCAGCACCAGGAAGACACCGAGAAGCCUCCACCGGGGCAUGACCAUCAUCACGAUCGCGACGAAAAGCAUCACGACGAAAAGUCGUCGCCCAUACCGAGGGCGACAGAGAAAACAGCAGACUCGACGACGGCAGUGAAAGCAGCAGUAGAUGUCCCGUCGACCAAGAAAUCCGCUGCAGCUACUUCCAACAACACGACGACCAUCGCCCCCCUCGCCCCCCUCGCAUUCCCCUACCGCCACCACCGCUCCAACCAAUAUGCCUCGCUCCUCUACCUCCCCAUGGAGCUUCAGUUCCUCAUCUGCUCCCACCUGAGCUUCGGCGACCUCCAGACCCUCCGCCGCACCAACCGCUUCUACCGCCACCUCAUCAACCUCGACUUCGUCCGCAUCUGCCUCGGCUCCAUCGCCACCGACAACGAGCUGCGCUUCGUCUGCCGCACCUGCAUGCGCUACGACGAGUCGCGCCGCCGCCUCGUCUGGCCCCUCAGCCAGCGCGCCCAGCCCCCUCCCGCCGACGGCAACUCGUCUGAUGAUGAGGACGUGAACAGUAACGAUAACGACGGACAAGAGGGCGAGCAGGAACAGGAACAGGGAGGACGGCGGAACGGCCAAGGCGGCAUCACCAACCGCCCCGCUUCGUUGGGCUACUGCCCGGACCCCAGCGUCCCGCUCGCCGGCCACUGCGCCGACUGCGCCGUGCGGCUCCGCCAGCUCUCGCCCGGCGAAUACGUCCUCACCGACGCCGGCGAGCGGAAAGUGCGCGUGUGUCGCUGGUGCGGCUGGCCCUGCCACGUCGACCAUGCGCAGGAGGAGUACUGGCCGCGUUCGGCGUGGGAGCUGCACCCGAAAUGCGCCGAGACGUACCAGUUGGUCCUCAUCGGGCAUUACACCGUCGUUUGUCUCCGGUCUGGCAUCGCUUUCGUGACGUAUAUUCUCCUCUGGCGGCUUUUUGGCCAGAAUACUUUGGUUGUUGUGCCGAGCAUACUGGCCUUUCUUCUCAUGGGUGUCAUCCUAUGCAUUGUCUGGGUCCGAGGUCGUGAGGUCAGGACCUACCAUGUUGUCGGUGGCCUCGAAUUUUCCAUCCUCGCUCUCGGCAUUCCCCCGAUGUAUGUCGUUGUGCCAAAGGUCAACGAUCCGGGUGUUAUAGCUGCCGAAAUCAUGCUUGUCAUUCAUCUCAUCGUCCGCCUCCUCAACGUCCUCGGCAACGUCGUCCUCUUCCUCGAAUACGACGUGACCAAACACCACGCCCCGGACGUCCCCUACUUCCGCCGUCUCCUCCUCAACCCGCUCAUCGCCGGCCUCGUCUUCUGGACCUCGCCCCGCGCCCUCGAAAACCUGUGGAUCGGCCGGGGGAAGCACCCGCGCCACAAGUCGUUCCGGAGGGGCAUGACCAACUCGUUCAAGCACAUCGGCAAGUCGUUUAACGAUUUCUGGUCCGUCCGCGCCACUACCGAUAUCCAGCCUUGA